CUUCAAGAAAUAUCUCUUUCUUUUUCUUUUGACGCGAUUACAUCAGUGGGCCCCGCUGUCAUUGUUUAUUUACGGCACAGCUCUGUUAAUUUAGCAUAUUCUCUCGUCACAGUCAUCUUUUCUCCUUCAAUAAAUGUAACCACCUCUCCUCGUUUUAUUCUUCAUCGUAAAAUUCAUUUCCCCUCAAUUUCCUGAGAUUCUCGUGCCAUAGCUUCGGUGAAAUGGGAAUAUACACUAGAACGGUUGCUGUGUCACUCGUUGUGACGUUCCUGCUGUUUUUUUCUGCCUCUGCUGAGCGCAAUGAUGGGACCGUCAGAGUCGGCCUGAAGAAACUCAAGUCGGAUCCUCAAAUCCAUCUUUCUGCACGUGCGUUUGGUUCCCACGAAGAAAAUCCCCCGAGAGCUUACAACCUUGGAGACUCGGGAGAUGCUGACAUUGUCACGCUGAAGAAUUACUUGGACGCUCAGUACUACGGUGAGAUCGCUAUUGGUACUCCACCGCAGAAGUUCACCGUGGUGUUUGAUACCGGAAGCUCUAACCUCUGGGUGCCAUCAUCAAAGUGCUAUUUCUCGAUUGCAUGUCUUUUGCAUCCCAAGUACAAGUCUUCGCGUUCAAGCACAUAUGAGAAGAAUGGAAAAUCCGCCGCAAUUCAUUACGGAACUGGGGCUAUUGCUGGUUUCUUUAGUAAUGACGCCGUUACGGUUGGCGAUUUAGUUGUCAAGGAUCAGGAGUUUAUUGAGGCAACCAAGGAGCCUGGUUUGACAUUUGUUGUAGCUAAGUUUGAUGGUAUCCUUGGUCUUGGAUUCCAAGAGAUCUCUGUUGGAAAUGCCGCUCCUGUUUGGUACAACAUGCUCAAGCAAGGCCUCAUCAAGGAGCCGGUGUUUUCAUUCUGGCUUAACCGUAACGCUGAGGAUGAAGAAGGUGGUGAACUUGUGUUUGGAGGUGUUGAUCCAAAACAUUUCAAGGGACAACAUACUUAUGUCCCUGUGACACAAAAGGGUUACUGGCAGUUUGAUAUGGGUGAUGUUCUCAUUGGCGGUGCACCCACUGGAUACUGCGAAAGUGGCUGCUCUGCUAUAGCAGAUUCUGGAACAUCUUUGCUUGCCGGUCCAACAACUAUAAUCACCAUGAUAAACCAUGCUAUUGGAGCAUCUGGAGUUGCCAGCCAGCAGUGCAAGACUGUCGUAGAUCAGUACGGGCAGACCAUCUUGGAUCUGCUUUUGUCUGAAACCCAGCCGAAGAAAAUCUGCUCGCAGAUUGGUCUGUGCACUUUCGAUGGUAAACGUGGUGUCAGUAUGGGCAUUGAGUCUGUGGUUGACAAGGAAAACGCCAAAUUGUCUAACGGUGUUGGAGAUGCCGGGUGUUCUGCAUGUGAGAUGGCAGUUGUUUGGAUUCAGAGCCAGUUGAGGCAGAACAUGACUCAAGAACGCAUAUUGGACUACGUCAAUGAGCUAUGCGAGCGUAUUCCCAGCCCAAUGGGAGAGUCUGCAGUGGACUGUGCACAACUCUCGACCAUGCCCACUGUUUCGCUCACCAUUGGAGGCAAAGUCUUUGAUCUUGCUCCACAUGAGUAUAUUCUGAAGGUUGGUGAGGGAGCUGCAGCACAGUGCAUCAGUGGCUUUAUUGCACUCGACGUUGCACCACCACGUGGACCUCUCUGGAUCUUGGGAGAUGUAUUCAUGGGCAAAUACCACACCGUGUUUGACUUUGGAAAAGCACAGGUUGGAUUUGCAGAAGCAGCCUAAACACACGUUUGGGCGUAUGGUUUUUAGUUGGGUUUAUGUGAACAAUCUGUGUCUCCAAGUGUUGUUUGUAAGUUUCUGGAAGGGUUUGUGUCAAAAACGAGUCGUGGUAGAAAUGGUGGCGCAGUUACUUUUAUCUUUUUAAUGGUGUUUCCUAACUACUAAAAAAAAAAGACCUUUGUAGUUUUUGAAGGCAUUGGCUUUGUAAAUAUUUCUGCUACUCAAGUUCGAUGGUGAAAACCUUUAAAAUAAAAAUUCUGCCUUGGGAGCCACCUA
This is a messenger RNA of Brassica rapa (field mustard), 2018 nucleotides long. Its product is annotated as aspartic proteinase A1. Gene Ontology annotation, molecular function: aspartic-type endopeptidase activity. Gene Ontology annotation, biological process: proteolysis; lipid metabolic process. The record is from RefSeq and is a predicted model, not a curated record. Gene Ontology annotation, cellular component: vacuole. Lineage: Eukaryota; Viridiplantae; Streptophyta; Magnoliopsida; Brassicales; Brassicaceae.